AUUAGAAUUAAUAUUGCGAUUACUGGAAAACGGAAACAUACUUCCUGAAAAGGUCAUUGAAAUUCAAGAGGAUAUCAAAUAUUACGUUGAAAACAAUCAGGAUCCUGAUUUUACCGAGGAUGAGGUUAUAUAUGAUGACUUGAAUCUUGAAGAGGAAGAGGAACUUUGGGGAAUUACAAAUGAUGAUCAUCAUAACAACGAUGAGUCUAAUUCUGACGAAUCACGGACACCACCCAAAGAGCCUUCGAGUCCGGCAACUUCUCCGACGACAAGAAUAGCUUCAACAAAGACAGUUCCUUCAAGAAAAACCAGUAAUGCCUUCGAGUCCCUGCCACAACGGCAAAAGGAAGAGGAGAAACCGAAGCUGCCACCUCCGCCAAUAUCGACGGGGGCAACCGUAACAUCGCCACCUCCCACAUCUGCUACGUUUGCUCCAUUGAAGUCUGCUUCUCUUACUGGUUCAUCUCGAACAGUGGCCGCAGUGGCAAAACAAGGAAUCGAUACUGCACCUCAAGUAUCGGUACCACAACGAUUCCCUCCCGCGACUUCGGUAACCACAACACAAGAGAAUUCGACUGCAUCACAACCACCUGUACCGCCUGUACAACCAAAUUCGGUUGCUCCUUUAGCGCAAUCACAAUUGCCUAUACAACAACAGCCGCAAUCACAAACCCCGCAAACACAGCCACUAUCACAACCCUCAAUACAACCUGCACAAUUACAUCCCCCUAUACCUCCGGUGGAUGUUAAAAAAGAGACACCAAGCGAAUCAAUCGAUGUCACCAAACAGCAAUUUUCGCAACCCAAUGAUGUUCUUCAGGCAAAGCAAACCAGAUUACCUCCUCAAUCUAGUCAACCUAGUCAACAACACAUAAGUCCUUCACCUUCUCAAUCACAACCACAACAGCAGAAUCGCGAAAUACCUGUUGUUCAACCACCACAAACCCCCACUCAUCCAUCACAACCAUCAGACAUGAACGUGGCCGACCAAAGCAAGCAAGAUGGUUCUUCAAAUCACGAAUCUUCUUCAUCUGGAGAAAAUCGUAUACCUGAAGCUCUAGCAGAUCUGGUGCCGUCAUAUGAAGCAGCCGAAGAGAAAUUCCAUUUAUUCAUUCCCGCUGCUUUAGCCUUGGGUAAAGAAGACAAUUUUCACAUUCAGCAAAUGUUGGAUGCAAGUUUUCAGCAUGUUCCAGAAAGCAUAGAUUCAGAGAGACCCAAGUAUUAUGUGCCAAGGAAUCCCUAUCAUACCCCGUCCCACUAUCCACAGAAUCCUACACAGAUAUUUGAUAAUCCUGCAUUAUUUGAAAAAUUUGAUAUUGAUACGCUCUUUUUCAUUUUCUAUUAUCAGCAGGGAACUUAUCAACAAUAUCUUGCUGCUAGGGAAUUGAAAAAACAGUCAUGGAGAUUUCACAAAAAAUAUUUGACUUGGUUUCAAAGGCAUGAAGAACCUAAAGCAAUAACCGACGAAUAUGAACAAGGCACUUAUAUUUAUUUCGAUUACGAAGGAGCAUGGUGUCAGCGAAAAAAGACGGAAUUUAGAUUUGAAUACCGUUUUCUGGAAGAUGCUGAUCUGAUAUAA
Molecule: messenger RNA, 1579 nt
Organism: Acaulospora morrowiae
Lineage: Eukaryota; Fungi; Glomeromycota; Glomeromycetes; Diversisporales; Acaulosporaceae
Source: the annotation of a GenBank genome assembly